UAUCACUUCCGAGUUCCAACCCCAGCUGCAAACUCCUCACACACGCGCGCUCGGGUAGAGGUUGGGAGAGAGAGAGAGACGAAGGGGAGAGAGAUCGAGGUCAGGGAGAUCGAUGAUGGAGAGGGCCGAGGACUUAGGGCUCAGCCUCAGUCUCAGCUCGUCGCUUGCUCCUCGCACCCACCAUGUCGCCAUGCUGCUCCACGCUCCAGAGAGGAGAUUCCUGGAGAUGCCACUGCUUCCUGCGAAGCGGGUCUGCGAGGUCUCUGCGGACGAGGAGCGCUCCGGCCAGCGUGGCGGCAGCGACGACGAGGACGGCGGCUGCGGCAUGGAUGGCUCCCGCAAGAAGCUCCGGUUGUCCAAGGACCAGUCCGCCGUGCUCGAGGACAGCUUCCGGGAGCACCCCACUCUGAACCCGAGGCAGAAGGCAGCCUUGGCGCAGCAGCUGGGCCUGCGGUCGCGGCAGGUGGAGGUGUGGUUCCAGAACAGACGCGCAAGGACGAAGCUGAAGCAGACGGAGGUGGACUGCGAGUUCCUGAAGCGAUGCUGCGAGACGCUGACGGAGGAGAACCGGCGGCUGCAGAAGGAGGUGCAGGAGCUCCGCGCGCUCAAGCUCGUCUCCCCGCACCACUACAUGCACAUGUCCCCGCCCACCACCCUCACCAUGUGCCCCUCCUGCGAGCGCGUCUCCAACAACAACAACAACAACAACAACAACUCCACCACCGCCGACCGCCGCAACGGUGUCGAGGGCGCCAUCUGCCACCGACCCAUCGCCGUCCGGCCGCAGCAGUCAUGAAUCAUGAUCGACCGCUCGACAACCUAGUAGCCACUAGUCAGUCUACUUACUAGACAGUAGGCAGUACACCGUAUCAAAACCAGCAGUUUCGCACAUUUAUUCGCGCAAAACUGUUGCCCUCGCUCGAUCGUUCUGAAUUUUUUCUUUGUCAGGAAGGAACACGAGUAUUAAUGCGUCACAAGUGCAGUAGAAGAGCAUGCAGUAGCUUAGGGAAUAUUUAGCGCUGGUCCUAGAGAAAGCUGGAUAUGGUGGGAUACGGGUGUAGGGAAGGUGGGGUGCAAGGGGAUGGCACGGCGGUUUAUCCUGUCGCUUGGCUGAUGAUGACGGCGAUGAUGAGAGGUCAGUUCAGUUCGUUUCCUGGGCAGCCGUGUCCCUCAAGCUUAAUUCCAGCGAUUGAUUAACGCGUGUGUGUGCUUCCGGCCGGUCUACUUAGCUUAAUUUAGGCGAUUAGUGUCUCCAGAAAGCAUGCGUAUAUCUUUUAAUCUAUACAAAGUGUUGUCCCAUA
Molecule: messenger RNA, 1301 nt
Organism: Triticum urartu
Lineage: Eukaryota; Viridiplantae; Streptophyta; Magnoliopsida; Poales; Poaceae
Product: homeobox-leucine zipper protein HOX17
Biological process (GO): regulation of DNA-templated transcription
Molecular function (GO): DNA-binding transcription factor activity, RNA polymerase II-specific; sequence-specific DNA binding
Source: RefSeq, a predicted model, not a curated record